CCUUCCCUCCCCACUCUUCACCCACCACCCUAUAUUUCAAGCAAAGAAAACUCUGAUUACUCACCAAGCAAAUCCCACAUCCACGAUGGAUUUCCUCCUCCUGGAGAAGACCCUUCUCGGCCUCUUCGUCGCGGUGGUGGUAGCCAUCACCAUCUCUAAACUCCGGGGCAAGCGCUUCAAGCUCCCUCCUGGACCUUUUCCUGUUCCGGUGUUCGGGAACUGGCUCCAAGUGGGGGAUGACUUGAACCACCGUAACCUGACAGGCUUGGCCAAGAAAUUCGGUGACAUAUUUUUACUUCGAAUGGGGCAGCGUAAUCUGGUUGUGGUGUCUUCACCAGAGCUAGCAAAGGAGGUGCUCCACACUCAGGGAGUGGAAUUCGGGUCAAGAACCCGUAACGUAGUGUUUGAUAUAUUCACUGGUAAGGGUCAAGAUAUGGUGUUCACUGUGUACGGUGAGCACUGGAGGAAGAUGAGGCGGAUCAUGACGGUCCCAUUUUUCACCAACAAGGUUGUCCAGCAGUACAGGUUCGGAUGGGAGGACGAGGCUGGCCGCGUAGUGGAGGAUGUCAAGAAGAAUCCCGAGGCAGCCACGAAUGGGAUCAUUUUGAGGAGGAGGUUGCAGCUCCUGAUGUACAACAACAUGUACAGAAUCAUGUUCGACAGAAGGUUCGAGAGCGAGGAUGAUCCUUUGUUCGUUAGACUCAAGGCUUUGAACGGAGAGAGGAGCCGGCUGGCUCAGAGUUUUGAGUACAAUUAUGGAGAUUUUAUUCCCAUUUUGAGGCCCUUCUUGAGAGGCUACUUGAAGAUCUGCAAGGAGAUCAAAGAGAGGAGGUUGAAGCUCUUCAAGGACUACUUUGUGGAAGAGAGAAAGAAAGUCGCAAGCACAAAAAGCAUGAACAACGAAGGAUUGAAAUGUGCCAUAGAUCAUAUUCUGGAUGCUCAACAGAAAGGAGAGAUCAACGAGGACAACGUUCUCUAUAUUGUCGAGAAUAUCAACGUUGCCGCAAUUGAGACGACACUAUGGUCGAUCGAGUGGGGCAUUGCGGAGCUGGUGAACCACCCUGAAAUUCAAAAGAAGCUGCGCCAUGAGCUUGACACUGUUCUUGGACCUGGUCACCAGAUCACCGAACCUGACACCUACAAACUUCCAUACCUUCAGGCUGUGAUCAAGGAGACUUUGAGGUUUCGGAUGGCAAUUCCUUUACUUGUACCCCACAUGAACCUACACGAUGCUAAGCUUGGUGGGUAUGAUAUCCCUGCUGAGAGCAAAAUCUUGGUGAAUGCAUGGUGGCUUGCCAACAACCCUGCUAACUGGAAAAACCCCGAUGAAUUCAGGCCUGAGAGGUUCUUGGAAGAGGAAUCUAAGGUUGAGGCCAAUGGCAAUGACUUCCGGUACCUCCCAUUUGGUGUUGGGAGAAGAAGUUGCCCUGGAAUCAUUCUUGCAUUGCCGAUCCUUGGUAUUACUUUGGGUCGUUUAGUACAGAACUUUGAGCUCUUACCUCCUCCAGGACAGUCAAAGCUUGAUACUACGGAGAAAGGUGGACAGUUCAGUCUGCACAUUUUGAAGCAUUCAACCAUUGUUGCAAAGCCAAGGAAGUUUUAACUUGGCACUUUUCCUAUUUUAUGAACUCGCUGCGAGAUAGUUGAAAACAAAAAAAAAAAAAUUGGGGAACAUUGUCUUGAUUAUAUUUGUGAGGUGUGACAGUGUAAAAAUCUAUGGACCUGAAACGAUGACUCGAGAUUUGUAAUAAGUUUGAUGUUCGUUUUUUUACUUGUAUGUCAUAUAUAGCAAUAGCACGCGUCUCGUUUA
Molecule: messenger RNA, 1810 nt
Organism: Theobroma cacao (cacao)
Lineage: Eukaryota; Viridiplantae; Streptophyta; Magnoliopsida; Malvales; Malvaceae
Gene: C4H
Product: cinnamate-4-hydroxylase
Biological process (GO): lignin metabolic process
Molecular function (GO): trans-cinnamate 4-monooxygenase activity; iron ion binding; heme binding
Source: RefSeq, a predicted model, not a curated record